This is a messenger RNA of Saprolegnia parasitica CBS 223.65, 2755 nucleotides long. RefSeq lists its product as hypothetical. Gene Ontology annotation, molecular function: dipeptidase activity; cysteine-type exopeptidase activity. Gene Ontology annotation, biological process: proteolysis. Lineage: Eukaryota; Oomycota; Saprolegniomycetes; Saprolegniales; Saprolegniaceae. Bases 1 to 2703 code for a protein of 900 amino acids. The transcript is spliced from 2 exons. The record is from RefSeq and is a predicted model, not a curated record.
AUGCGCGUAGUUCUCGGUGGGCUCUUGGCGACCGCUGUCGCUGUCGACGCGUGCACCGUCAUCUCUGUCGGCAAGAAGGCGACCAUCGAUGGCUCGGUGCUGGUCUCGCACACGAACGACGCGGGCUUGAACCCGGCGGACCUGCGCAUGGUCCGCGUGCCCGCGAUGAACCACACGGCGGGCAGCCGGCGCGCUGUGUACAACUUCCAGCGCAACGGGUACCCGCGCCUCGUGACGGCUGAGCGUGGGCCGCUGUACGCGCCGUUGGAGGGCCAGACGCUCUCGGCGCCGCUCGGCUACAUUGACCAAGUGCCAUUCACGUACGGGUACUUUGACCACGACUAUGGCAUGAUCAACGACCAGCAGCUGAGCAUCGCCGAGAGCACGUGCGCGGCCAAGACGGUCGGGUGGCCGUCGUCGCUGCGCUAUGGUCACAACCUCUUUCAGAUUGAAGAGCUCUCGAAGAUUGCGCUUGAGCGCUGCGACUCGGCGCGGUGUGCGAUCACGACGAUGGGCGACCUCGCGGUCGAGCACGGCUUCUUUGGCGAGUAUGGCAAGAACCAAAAGGCGAAUUACGGCAGCUCGUCGGAAGCGCUUGGUAUCUCGGACAAGUACGGCGAGAGCUGGAUUCUGCACAUGCUCACGGGCCCGAAGAAUACGUCGGCGGUCUGGGCGGCGCAGCGCGUGCCAGACGACCACGUGGCCGUCGUCGCCAACUCGUUUGUGAUUCGGACGCUCAACCUCAGCGACAGCGCCAACUACUUGGCGUCCAGCAACGUGGUGUCGUUUGCGCAAGACAUGGGCUGGUACAACCCCGCGGUCGACGGCGAGUUUGACUUUGCCAAGGCGUACAGCUGGGCCAAGCCCGGCCCGAGCAAGCCGCUGUAUGGCGGCCGCCGCAUCUGGCGCGUCUACGACGUGCUCGCGCCGUCGCUGCAGCUCGACGCGACCUUGGGCCAGCACCCGGAAGUCGCGACGUACCCGUUUUCCAUCAAGCCCGACAAGCUCAUUGCGCCUUCGGACCUCAUGGACCUCAUGCGCGACCACUACGAAGGCACGCCGUUCGACAUGACCAAGGAGGUGGCGGCCGGUCCGUUUGGCAACCCCGUGCGCUUUGGCGGCUCGACCAAGAACGUGACGGGCGGCUGGGAGCGCGCGAUCUCGAUGCACCGCACGACGCACAGCUUUGUGCUCCAAGCCCGCGGGUUCUUGCCCGAUGACGUGGGCGGCGUCACGUGGUACUCGCUCGGCGCGCCGCACGGCUCGGUCUACGCGCCGUUUUCGUGUGCGCAGACGUCGAUCCCGGCGUCGUACCUCGCGUCGCGGAAGCACGAGUUCAGCACGGACGCGGCGUGGUGGGCCUUUGAGUUUGUCAACAACUGGAGCAUGCUGCGCUACGACCUCAUUCACGCCGAGAUUGCCACGGUGCUGCAAGCGCUGCAGCGCGACGCGAUUGCGCUCGAGGCCGAGACGCGCGCGACGGCCAUGACCAUGGACGACCCGGUCGCGCGCCUUGCGUUCAUUGAAGCCAAGACCAACGCGUUUGCCCAAGCCAUGGUCGACAAGUGGUGGAAACUGGCGUUCCAUCUCGUCGUCAAGUUUAGCGACGGGUAUGUGAUCCACGGCGACCGGUCGGGCGACAUGAAGGCGCCGGGCUACCCCGCGUGGUGGUUGCAGUCGACCAACUUUGCGACCUGGCCCGAGCCGCACGCGUACAAGCCACCGGCCGCGAUCCUCGCGUUGCAGGCGCCGCCGCAGCAGUCGAUGGCGCUCUGGCUCGUGAGCGCGGUCGUCGCGGUCGCUGGCAUGACGGUCGUCGGUAUCGUCUUUGUCCGCCAGCAUCGCCGCGGCCACGAGUACCGGCGCUUAGAGUUGCCGGCUGCGAUGGAGGGGUUCGAGACGGCGUAUGGGACGACGUUCCAGUGCACCAGCGUGUGCCACUUCAUCACGAUUGCCUUCUGUGUGCUCUUGUUGCUCUUCGUCUUGCUGCUGCUGCUCGUGCCCGUGAGCACGACCCAGUACGUCAAGGCGCCGCCGCCGACCAAGCGGAAGCGCCUGCCCAAGACGCGGGCGACCGCCGUGCCAACCAUGGCGGCCAUCGGCGUCCACCAGCACCUCCUCGACCCGUACGCGCCUCUCUCGACGCCCUUGCGAGCUGAGGCCGACGACGACGUGCCCCGCAUUGACACCGACGGCUACGACUUCAUCUCGUCCUUGUCGACCGCGGUGCCGGCCAAAGCGCCGCCGUCGCCGCGCCGGCACGACGCCCAUGCCAAGCGCGUCAAUCAUACUGUGGCGCGCAAGACGGACCGGCGCGCCGAGCUGCGCGCGGCCGACGUGAGCUACGAGACGCUGGGCGACGACGCGAUCCGCGAGCACGAGUACCUCGAGUUUGUGCGCAGCCUCCUCGACGGCGUCGGCCUCUUCAAGCUCAAGUCCAACGGAAAGAAGUCGCCUCGUAUCUUUGCGCUCUCGCACGACCUGACGCUGCUGUCGUGGACCAAGCCGCACGGCCUCCUGCGCAAGACGUCGUCGGUCGCGAUGCGUGACGUCGUCGGCGUCACGACCGGCGUCGGGCCCACCGGCGCGUUCCUCUCACUCCUCCAGGCCGACAACUCGACGCUCGACGUCCAAGCCGACUCGGACAUGGCACUCCAGAAGCUCCGCAACGGCUUCUCGAUGCUGCUCCAGGCGCAGCAAUAGCACUCGAUAAAGACCGAAUUCGACCCUGUACACUAGGACAUUGCUCGCCAAA